This is a messenger RNA of Sitodiplosis mosellana (orange wheat blossom midge), 1878 nucleotides long. RefSeq names its product centrosomal protein of 290 kDa-like. Gene Ontology annotation, molecular function: nucleic acid binding. The record is from RefSeq and is a predicted model, not a curated record. Bases 1 to 1878 code for a protein of 625 amino acids. NCBI's taxonomy places the organism in Eukaryota, Metazoa, Arthropoda, Insecta, Diptera, Cecidomyiidae. The transcript is spliced from 8 exons.
AUGAACCGUGACCAGGUUCAAAAUGAAUUCAUUGCAACGGACGAUUCAAUUGCACCGGCAGCAAAUGCUGCCCAAAACGAAGAAGGUGAAUCGAAUGAUGUGACCGAUCCGACCGAAGCAGCAGCUGAAGCCGACACAUCGAUUGUGUUUGUAGGCGAACAAGAGGCCACUCCAAAAACGAAACAAAUCGCACGACAAAGUGAAGAAAUUUCCAAGUUGAAAGUGAAAGUUCGCAGUUUGAAUAUUCACACAAUUGGUUUAGAUGUCAAUCAGAGCUCUCAUCUUGUGAUUGAAGAAGUUUCUGUGUUUUGGCAAAAUGCACAAAUUCCAACAUCUGUGCCAUGGUAUUGUGCACAAAAAGUGACCAAAUUGUACGAAAAAUGGGAAUAUUUGCAAAAAAUUUCGACGAAAAGAUCAGAAAUUCAAGAGAAAAGAGAAAAGGAAUUCAUCGAUAAUUUGGAUGAUCUAUUUGAUAUUGCAGCCGAUGAAAACAGUGAUGCGAUGAAGAAAAUAACAAAAGAAGCAAAAGAAUUCUUGAUUGCGCAAAGGAAAAAAGGUCGCGAAGGUUGCCUACUCGGUGUUGAUGUCAAAGGGCAGAAAAAAGAAGAAAGAAAACAAGAACGUGCGGACACUGAAGAAAGGCGAAGAAGAAAAGCUGAAGCUGAAAAGGCAAUUUAUGCAAAAAAAACUGCCGCUGAAGCUCAUCGAAUGCUGUCAGAUACUUAUGGCGAGCAAGCUCCAUCGGAACGAAGCUGCAGAGAAUGGUUUCAUCGAUUCAAAAGUGGUGAUUUUGACAUGAAAGACAAAGAACGUUCAGGUCGGCCAGAAGCGAUUGAAGAUGUCGAUUUGCAAGCAUUAUUGGAUGAAGACCCAACCCAAACGCAAAAAGAACUUGCAUUGCAGUUAAACGUCGGCCAAACAACCAUUUUUAGACAUUUGCACGCCAUGGGAAAGAUUCGGAAGCUGGGAAAAUGGGUUCCACAUCAACUGUCUGAAGAGCAACUUCAAGCACGAAUCGCAAUAUGCACAAAACAUCUUGCAGAGCACAAAAGAAACAGUUUUUUGUAUCGGAUUGUUACCGGCGAUGAAAAGUGGGUUUAUUACGAAAACCCCAAGCGAAAGAAUUUACGAUUGAGACCUGGAGCUAUUCCAACUGUCUUUCCAAUAUACAAUCAAACAAAGGAAACCACAGCGAAUAAUGAAGAAGAAACAAUACUCGAUAUAGUGGACGAAGAUGAAGUUCAUCCAGUCGAUUCAAGCACGAAUUUGAAAAGAAGACUAGACGCUGAAAUUGAGAGCAUGAAAUUAGCAAAGCGUUUGAAAACUGCAACGGAAAAAAAUUCUCAGAAGGAUGCAGAAAUAAUUAAAUUGAACGAAAAGUUGCGAAAGGCUCAAGAGGAAAAUGCAAACAUCAACGCGCAGCUUGAAAAGUUUCGCUCAGCGGAACGGAACUUGAAUUGGUACGCUCAAAGUGAUAUUAAUGGCGAUCCCGGCAUUUUGGCCGAAGCCAUUACAACUUUGAAAAAGGUAGCCGAUGAUUUAAAAGCAGAAAACAAAAGAAUGUUGGUGUCCCUUGCCUUUGAUGAAAUCUCCAUUAAGCGACACAUUCAAUGGCUACACGAUCAAAAGAAAUUCUCAGGUUUUGCAACAGAUCAAAGACCAAAUGAACAAGAUGAGUAUCCCGUUGCAACCUACUACUGUAUACAUUCCUUAACCGCUAUGAAUAAGCGCAUUUUGCUCACCAAAGUUUUAACUGCAUUACAUGAAGUAGAAGUUAAAGUUGUGAACAUAACCUUCGAUGGCGAUCCAGAUGAAUGUGAAACUAGCGGUCCAAGUAUUUUCAAAGGGAGCAUCUUCAUCAAUGGAUUAUCUCCGUAG